AUGUCUAUCGUGACACACCUCCACGGAAUCCGGAUAGCACUUACUGUCAGCACAUUUGCAGCACUAGACUCGCUCAACGUCUCGCGUUUACACCUAGACAACGUUACUUCCAGUAGCGUCAGCAUGCAGUCUGGCCGCACCGCGAGAUCUCAUUCCACGUGUCGAAAUGCCGUAGCUCGGAGACGCAUCCACCUAAGGGCAUACGCUCCCAGAAAAAGAGCUCAUUUACGAGGCAAGAAUGCAACGCGCUUGUCUUUAGCACAACUGCUUUUGCCGCUGCUGCUGUCUCUAGUCCUACCGUACGCGAAGGGAGCAGCGGCGCAGGGCAGGCCAGAUGCCGUCACGAAGCUACCCGGUCAGCCGGCAAGCGCGCCCAAGUUCAACCAGUCAGCCGGCUACAUAACGGUGGACGGGCGGAAGGCGUAUUUCUACUGGCUCGUGGAGGCCAUCAGCCAGCCCGACUCCAAGCCGCUGCUGCUCUGGCUCAACGGCGGUCCGGGGUGUUCGUCGGUGGGGUGCGGGCUGUUCGAGGAGGUGGGGCCGUGGCGCGUGGCGUCCAAGGCGGGCGCCGCGCUGCUCUACAACAGAUACGCCUGGAACCGACUGGUGAACAUAGUGUUCCUCGAGUCGCCCGUGGGCGUGGGGUAUUCCUACUCCACCGACUCGGCAGACUACACCACCGACGACGACCAGACAGCAAAGGACAAUCACGCGUUCCUGGUGGGGUUUGUGGCGCGGCACCCGCGGUACGCGGGGAGAGAGUUCUACCUCGCGGGGGAGAGCUACGCGGGCCACUACAUUCCACAGCUCGCCGCCCGCAUCAUCGAGCAGAAUCAGAUCCAGAACGGCACGCGGCUCAACUUGGACUUCUCAGGAAUCUUCCUAGGCAACCCGUUUGUGAACUAUGCCUAUGACACCAAGGGCCCCAUCCAGUUCUUCUACGACCACGGCAUGCUCAGCACCGACCUCUACACCGACGCCAUCAACUGCGACUUCGCAUACGGUGCGGCCACCCUGGACUGUCGCUACCACAUCAACUCCGCCUUCUCGCCCUGGUACGAGCCCAUCGACCCCUACAACAUCUACGCGCCCUACUGUCUGGCGGACAUCUCAUCAGCGCGCCUGUCCGCCUCAGCGCGAAUGAAUCCGCGCCUGCGCUACUCCAUGGCCGCCUUGCAGGCCGCCAUCCAGCAGCAGCAGCAGCGGGCGCUGGAGCAGCAGCAGCAGCAGCAGCAGCAGCAGCAGGCAGCGCAAGCACAGGCGGCCGCAGGGGGCGGGGAGGUCCCCACGCCGAGCGGUGCAGGGAGCAGCAGCAGUGCGGGGAUGAGUGGCAAGGCGCUGGACCCGCUAGACAACCCGGCGUGCAUGGACGCGUGGGUGCAGCGCUACCUGCGCUCGCCCGCCGUCUACAAGACCCUCCGUGCGCCCGCUGCCCGCGCCUCCCAGUGGAGCCUCUGCUCCAACAGCAUAGACUACAGCUCGACCAACCAGGGCAGUGACAUCAUACCCACCAUCGCGGCGCUGCUGGAUCAGCCCAUCCGGGUCUGGAUCUUCUCGGGCGACGCUGACAGUGUAGUACCGUUCACGGGCACGCGACUGUGGAUAGAGGCGCUGGGGCUGGCAGUGCUGCAGCCGCAGUACCCCUGGCUCAUGCCCUCGGGCCAGGUGGGGGGGUGGGCGACGCAGUACGACAAGCUAACAUGGGUGACGGUGAGGGGGGCGGGCCACCAGGUGCCGACAGGCAGGCCCGAGGAGGCGUUUGUGCUCUUCCAGUCCUUCCUCCUCGCCCAGCCCCCGCCCAGCACCGCCCAAUGGUGA
Molecule: messenger RNA, 1818 nt
Organism: Closterium sp. Yama58-4
Lineage: Eukaryota; Viridiplantae; Streptophyta; Zygnematophyceae; Desmidiales; Closteriaceae
Source: the annotation of a GenBank genome assembly